CUUUGUCACUGUAAUUAAAACGAGAAAAGAAAAGAAAAGCUAAGCCGAAACCCGGUCGGACGAGGCCCCUCUCUCUGUUCUCCCGCCCCAGUUCCCCUUUAAGUGGAGUUCUCAAGCCUCUGGUAAGCUAGGGAGCUAGGGAAUCCCUCUCCCACCACGUCACCCUAACCAAGGAAACCCGCACUCACGUCCUGCAACGCAAAUGACCAUCUUUGGCAAAGUGCGCCAAUGGAACAGACCAAAGCAAGCACGGGGGGAAGGGGUGGGGGUGGAGGGGAGAAGUGCCAGAAAUCCACUCCGGUGCGUUCCACUCAGAGGGGGGGGAAGAAGUUCGGACUCCGGGAGUACCCCCUCCCCCUUUCUUCCCCCUUCCCUUGUUUUUACUCCCUCCGCCACCUCCUUCCUUCUUUCCUCACUCCUGGGUGUCCGACUGGUGUCAAGUGCCUUUUAGCUGAGGAAGGGAGAGAAAGAAAGAAGUCUCCUCUUUCUCCCUCCUCUCUCUUCCUCCCUCCUCUCUUCUUCUUCCUCCUCCUCUUUCUUCCCCUCCCCUCCCUCACCCUCCCGCUCCUCCCUGCAAGGUGGGGUUUGGUGAGCUGGGGGUUGACGUGAGUGAACGAUCCACAUGGUACUGGGGGCUGGAUAAUAAAGAGUGUGGAGUUGAACUAAUGCCAUUGCACUGAGUCAUCCCAGGCAGGCAGAGCUCUGGGGCUCGGAGCGCACUAUCGGGAGAGAGCGAGAGCUAGAGAGAGAGAGAGAGAGAGAGAGAGAGACCCACAGAGACGGGGACAGGGCGAGGCAGGGAGGGGAAGCUGUAAUUGCAACCAGGAAAGAGAAAGACAGAAAAGGAGAGAGGGAGAGAGAGAAGAAAGAAAGAAAAAAAAAUCCCCGUCGCCACCUCUCGCGUGCAGGGGUGAGGACAGGAAAGCCAGUGUCAGAAUCCCUAAUUAAAGGAGAGCGCAGCUCUGCUCUAAAAGGCCAGAGGCUCCGCUCGCUCUUGGGCUUGACUCUCUGCAGUCGGGAGGAUUAAGACAGGAGACACAGAUCUUUGUUCCGUGUCCAUUCAGAGGGAAAAUAUUUUUUUCCUACCCCUUUGGGUGGUGUUCGAGGGGAGCCUCCGGGCGGCUGGAGAGAGGCUUAAUUUUUUUUUUUCCCAAAGCAUUUUUUCAGAUUAUCAUUUUGUCAAGUGUCAGAGCCUCUCUGAAACUCGGGCUAUUCGAUCCACAGGAAGUUUAUUCUCAGCCUCUUUUUUUUUUUUAAAGGAGGAAAUAGCCGCAGAAGUUUCUCAAAGCGAGCUCCCUUAACUGAAUGUCCACCGCUCCUACCGACUGGGCUCACUAAUUGGGCUUCCAGGCUUUUUUUUUUCCCUUCGCUCUCUCUGUCCCAUUUUUCUUGUUGGACAUCGAUUCCAGUCCCCUUCCCCAAGGAUCUAGGUCCCCCCGCCCCCCCCCCCCCCCCCCGCCAACCCCCGGCUCUUCGGUUGAGAGGGGGAGGGCAAGUGGGAGGGCCCGAAGGGAGGGUCGGACUUUGGAGAGAGAGACUGAGGGAAAGGGCCAGGCGGCCAGCUGGUGCCCGGCAGAAGUUCUGAGCGCGCCACUCCAGGGCUCUUUGCAGUCGACUUCACGCUUCUUGCCUCUUCGUCCCCUCCGAGAGCAUUUGGAAACACUCGGCCCGGGGGUGGGGGGGUGGGAAGGAUUUAAAAAUACUGAGACUACCGGGAGAGGAGAUCUUCGGGGGCGAGAGCGCUCAAGCAAGUGCGAGGCCGGGAGGAGGAGAAGGAGGAGGAGGAGGAGGAGGAAGAGGAGGGUGGAGGAAGACAAACACCCUGUUUCCUCUCGGGCUCCCACCGCGGAUCAUGUACCAGGAUUAUCCCGGGAACUUUGACACCUCGUCCCGGGGCAGCAGCGGCUCUCCAGCGCACGCCGAGUCUUACUCCAGCGGUGGCGGCGGCGGCCAGCAGAAAUUCCGGGUAGAUAUGCCAGGAUCUGGCAGUGCUUUCAUCCCCACCAUCAACGCCAUUACCACCAGCCAAGAUCUCCAGUGGAUGGUACAGCCCACAGUCAUCACCUCCAUGUCGAAUCCGUACACCCGCUCCCACCCCUACAGCCCCCUGCCGGGCCUAGCCUCGGUCCCGGGACACAUGACUCUCGCACGACCCGGGGUGAUCAAGACCAUUGGUACCACCGUGGGCCGGAGAAGGAGGGAUGAGCAGCUGUCUCCCGAAGAAGAAGAGAAGCGAAGGAUUCGGAGAGAGCGGAACAAGCUGGCUGCCGCCAAGUGCCGGAACCGACGCCGGGAGCUGACCGAGAAGCUGCAAGCGGAGACUGAAGAGCUGGAGGAAGAGAAGUCGGGGUUGCAGAAGGAGAUAGCCGAGCUGCAGAAGGAGAAGGAGAAGCUAGAGUUCAUGCUGGUGGCACACGGGCCCGUGUGUAAAAUCAGCCCCGAAGAGCGUCGGACCCCACCAUCCCACAACCUACAGUCCAUGCGCCCUGGUGGAGGAGUCGGGACUGUUGUGGUGAAGCAAGAGCCCUUGGAAGAAGAGAUCCCAUCCUCCUCCUCUUCAGCCCUGGACAAGGCCCAGCGGUCCGUCAUUAAGCCCAUCAACAUUGCUGGGGGCUUUUACGGGGAGGAACCCCUCAACACCCCCAUCGUGGUGACCUCCACUCCAGCCAUCACCCCGGGCACCUCCAACUUGGUCUUUACCUACCCAAACGUGCUGGAGCAGGAGUCCCCGGUGUCCCCUUCUGAGUCGUGCUCCAAGGCCCACCGGAGAAGUAGCAGCAGUGGGGAUCAGUCUUCAGACUCCUUGAACUCUCCCACUCUCCUGGCUUUGUAACCCACUUGGGUGCUGUCCUUCCUGGCUCUGGAGGGGAAUGAAGGGAAGCCACCCUCCCUCGGCCUUCUCCACCGUCUCCUUCCCAGGGACCAGCACACUGGCAGUGAGUGACAGCACAGAGAGGGACACCACAGGAGAGCUUGGCCCUGGGGAGGAUAGAGUGGAAUCUGGCCAUGAGGAGCACGAAGGACCUCGGGGAGGGCCGGGGGAUGAACUGGGGGCUUCCUCCUUCGUCCCACAGGCAGUUCCUGUUACCUUCAAAACUUGGGAGAACUUGUGGACUGAUGCAUCUUCCCGAAGUUGCUCUGGACCGUUGCUUUCCUUUUCUUCUGAUGUUCUAUCUUGGAGUGAUGGUUUCCUUCCCUUGGUUCCUCUCCCCGGGGAGGGGCACGCUGGGUGCCCUCCCUCCCGCUCAGACCAUUCCUGUUCAGCUUUAUUCCCCUCAUAGCAAUCUCUCUCCCCUUUUUGUCUCUCACCCUUCCGGGACAUUUCAUGAGGGUGGUCCGAACACUCAAGACUUCCUAAAAAGAAUCUCUAUUUGUUUCUGGAGGUAGGGCUGUGAGUAAAUGAUUUUCCUUGAGUCUGAAGUGUGUGGCUUGGGAUACUGGGCCUCAAACCAGGCGAGGGGCCACCAAAGGCUCCCCCAGAGACAUGCCCCUCCCCCCCUCCUGGAGCUCGCGCCCAAACCAGCCCCUGGGCCUUCUCCACCCUCUGUGCGGAGCGGGGAGAGGCAGCUGCUGGGGCUGCUGGAAGAAGAGGGUGUUCGCGGAGGCAGGAGAUGAGAGGCAUAGCUCCCCGUGGGUGCGUGCCUGCGUGUGUGCGUGCAGGCAGAGCUGGCUUUGCAAAAUGCUUAAUUACCAGCCCAGGAAUAGCGCCAACAAAGCCAGGAGGGUGCCAGCGCUGGCUUCCCCCUCUUCACUGCUGCCUCGAACAGGGCGUCUCCCAUAAUUACUGCCUUUCCACUUGGGCCAGGGACCCUUCUCUCUCCUGCCUGACUGCCUGCCCGCCUCCCGAGGCCUCCCUCCCCUGGGAAUCGAGGCAGCGCUCGCCAGGCUCCACCCGCUCCCCCCUACAGACGCUCAGGAUGACGCCACCCACGGAGUUUUAAUGAGCGUGGGCCAACUCUCCCUGUCCCUGCCGAGGCGGCCCCUCCCGGCAGCGCGCGGAGGGGAGACCCGGUGCAAAAGCACUGGCCUCCGAUGAAAAGGGAAUGGGGAGAGGGGUGGGGUGGGGGAGGGAGCCAGUUGCUAGGAUGCUGUUUUGCAGCUCUCUCUGGCACCCAAGCUCAAACAGACCCAUCUCAGCCCUUCUGCCCUUACUUGUCUGUUAUUACACGGAGAAGGAUAGCUCCUGUCCCCUCUGGCGCUUGGCUACCUGGCCCAUGCAGAGCUUUUCCCCAUUUAAUCUCCUCGAGCUUCUCUUGUGGCCCAGGCAGCCCAAGGGGGGUUUCUGGCUGGGGGGGGGGGGGUGUCAUGGAGCUGUUCUUGCGUGUGUCACCCCUCCCCCAUGGCGGAUGGCGCUGCUUUUGGGGAGAGAGAGCCGCCUCAGCCCCCUUCCCCUCACCCUCCUCGCUGCCCCCUCCCUCUCCAGCUCACUGAGAGGGUUGUCUUUUGGCUCCAUUAACUUGGUUCCUAUUGAUCCUCCUGACACCUUGACAGGUUUUCCUUUGGUUUAAGGCCAUUCCUCCUGUGGCACUCCUGGGAAGGAGACUCACUCGUUGGCAAAUUAGGCUCCAAAGUUUGGGUGGUGGGUUUUUAGACAUUUAUUUAAAGCCACCUCAGUUAGUUUGGGGAAGUUUUCUAAAUUGAACUCUGGAGUGGGCCAUUAAGUUGUUGCCUCACGGGCUCACCCAGGUCACUUUACAUGGCCGUAUUUAAUAGACAUGGAGCACUCACUCAGCAUCCGUUGGUCUCCUGGGGAUUCCACAUGGCUCCUUUCUAAUGGACGCUCCCUUUUCGGGGUGGUGCGUGUUCUUGCUACAUAAGGUGCUGGGGAAACCUAGGUUAGGAGAAGGAGCCCCGUCUCAUCAAAAUGCACAUUUUUCUGAAAAUAAACAAACACUCGAGUGCAAAAUGCUUUAAAAACAAUUUCAUUUCCACAUUCCCUGGCCCUGGUGGAAACUCAUUCCCGGUUGCCCAGGAGGCUCUGGGAAGGGGAGCCCUUACGUGAAAUUGGCUGCUUAGGAUUUCUGAUUUCCAGUUGAGAAAAGAGCUCCUGAGUCAGCCAAGACCGGCAGGAGGUGAUGGAAAGUGAAUUGAGGUAUGCCUUACUCUUAAAGGGUUAAUCAUCUCUAGUUGCAUUGGUAUCCAAGCCGGAGCCCUUUGCCUUUAUAUGCAUAUAUAUCUAUAUAUAUAUUAAAUGAAGCUGCUUUUUUUCUGGUCUUAAAAAAUAUCCUUUAAUUCCCUCUUUGCCCAGGACUGACCCGAAGGCAGGUCAAAGUCUGUUCCACCAAGACUACCCUGAACAAUGACCAGGCACCGAUAAUGGGACUUUGUUCAUUCAACAAGCAUCUAAUAAGCACCUCUAUGUGCCAAGAACUCCACUAGGCUCUGGGGAUACAAAGGCAGAAGCAAAAAUGGUCCCUAACCUUAAGGAGCUUACAUUCUUUACAUUUAGAUCAAUCAGCCAACAAGCAUUAAGUAUCUAUUAGGUCCCAGUCACUGUUAGGUACUGGGAAUACAAAGCUGAAAAUGACAGUCCCUGCCCACAGGGAUGUUUGUUGACUUGAACAGAAAGCCAUGUUGACUUUGGGAUCAUUUGUGGGCCAAAGCCAGGACACCCAUAGAACGCCUUCAGAAGGUCUUCUAGCUUGAGGCUUUCUCCACUCAGGACCUGCUCUUCUGUGGGAGCUUUCACAAAGACAGUGGUUUUAUUCAGGGAAGAUGAAAUUUGCACCUAAGGGAUGACUAAUAUCUUCAGUUUUCUAACCACUUCCUUCCAAGGGAACAGUCGGAGUGACUGAUACAUCCACACACACAUGCACACAGAAUUUUCUCCCCAAGCAGCUGGGUCCUGAUCCAGCCACCAUCUAAAAGUGUUGGAGUUGUUGGUUGGGAUGGGGACCGCUCUGCUUCCCAGGUUAUUGGGGUCACUGAGGUAGCUCGUAGCCUGGAGUCAGACUUGGCUGGGAGCAGCUUUGCAGCUUCCUGAGAAGGCUGAAGCAUGUUCUGAGCCAGAGUAUGGAACGCUCAGUCCUUUCUGCUGCCUGGCUGACCUCUCUGAGAACAGGCUAUUCCUUGCCUGGACGGAGGAGGGCCAACUGAUGGAGGAGAAAGAGGGUCUAGGUGAAGCUUAGGAAAUUGCCUAGGCCAGUUCCAAGAAGAGAAGAUUGGUUUUUGCUUUUUUGGGGGGGCGGGGGAUAAACAUUUUCUUUUGCUGCCUGGAGGGUUUUGCACAUCCAUUCUGGUCCAUUGUCUUGAGUAAUUCUCUGAAGAAUCUGACAAAGCUGAGCAAAAGCUGGUGGUGCUGAUUCCUCCCCCAUGGAGACUUAGCUUCCUCCACUCCCAUGCUCUAGAGGAUGAAAGGUUCUUUCUCCUUUUCCUUGAGGAUCAGUCAGUGCUGCUACAUCCCCUGCCCUGGCAGUUUCCUUUCCCUAAUUAGACACCCUCAGGAUUGCUGGUUUCCUCCCCUCUACCUCUGUCUCUUCUGAAUAUCAGAGCUGAGGGGACAGUCUAGCAAACUGCUAGGAGCAAUGAUUCUCAUUAUAGUCAAUGUUGUCUUUUCCCUUUUCUCCAUUUCUCCCUCCCAUCCCUCUCCUUCCUCAUUCUCUUAAUGAGGAAUUGGAUGAUAUAACAUCUAUGAUCCUUCAUACUUCUAAACUCUGGCCCUCUGAUUCUCUUUCUCCUUUCCAUCUCUUCUUCCUUCUCUGUUUUCUUCCUUUUCUCUCCAAGUUGAUUUUUUCCCCCAUUCUUUUACUUUCCUUCUUCUCUUGGAAAGAAUACUGGCUCUGGAGUCAUCGGAUCAGGGAUCAAAAUCCAUCCUUGCUGAUUCCUACCUUUGUGAACAUUAGGCAAGUCUCAACCUCCUUGAACCUCAGUUUCCUCAGCUGUAAAACAAGGCAAUUGGACUAGUAGUCUCUGAGGACCCAUCAGGCUGUAGAUCUAUGCUCUGGUAAUUCUGUUACUUCUCUUUCUUCUCUUAGCAUCUUCACUUCAGGGUACAGUUUAAAACCAACUUGGAUAGUCGAGGCCUUAGAGGACAGGCAGUAAAUUCAGGGCAAGAAGAUUUGUGGCUGAUAGGAUUUUAUUUUGGAUGUUUAACCAAGCCUAUCUGAGGCUGUUAUCAUUGGCUUGUUUGGGCCCUUCUCUUUUAAAAGCCAACAUUUCUUUAUUGGCAAGCAAAUGUGUGUGUAUGUGUGACUGCUCCAACAAAUUAAAAAAAAAUAUUGUAACCACCACUAACAAUAGCUUCCCAUGCUCCUUUUUUUCUUCUAAAAAUCAAAAAAGAGGUAAUUUGUAUGUUUUUAAUUCUUGAAUUCUCUAGCAUGCUCUCAACAGCAGGAUCCUAAAGGUUAAACAUUGGGGGAUGGAGGGGGAACGCAAUCUACAUUUAUUUCAUUAUUUAUUAAAAUGUUUACAUUUUUCUUUGUGUUAUUCUAAACCUAACUAUAAAAAGGAAGCAUUAAAAUACUCAGUUCUGGGUUUUUUUUUUUUGGUAAGGUUUUUUUUUUUAGGCUGAUGAUGCUUUUUUUCCUUCUAAAAUGGUUCGUGACUUGUGUUUGUAUAAAAUGUACAAAGAGGUUUUGUGUCUAAAAAUGGAUGGUCAUUCCUUUAGGGGCAGAGGUCAGGAAGACCAGCAUGAUAUGAAAAUGCGAACAGAGUGCCUGCCCUGUUCCCUAGAAACUGUUUUCUUUCCUUGUGUGAUUAAAAGUCAAUUCCAUUUAUUCUAGUUUGUGGUUAAUUAAUAGUGAAAAAGAAAAUACUCAUCUAUGUAUAGAGAAUAGGUAUCAGGGUGUCUCUUUUUGGCAAAACGGAGGAGAAAGGAAUUGUAUAUAUUUUGAUAUAUGUUCAAAAUUAUUGUGUAUUAGAGAUAUGUCAUUGAUAGACAUGGAAGCCUGCUUUGAAGACCUUGAAAGGCAAAACAAGUCAAAGAAGGCUCAUACAGAGUUAUAGGAAACUGAACUAUUUCUUGAGCAUCAGUUUGGGGGUUUCCUUUUUUUCUGUUUCCUUCUUAAAGUGAUAGUGAUUUUUUAAAAAUCUGGUAUGAGGCCCAAGGCAGGGCCUAGGGCCCAUGCUCAUGCCUUUUGUGUAGUUGUGGAGAUCAUGGACUCACUUAGCUCCUGAAGCAUCUCUGGUGGUAUAUGUUUUUUGUUUUGUUAUUUUACUGUAACAAGCCUACAGUAUUUGCACUAAACAAAAAAAAAGAAACAAGAAAAGAGAAAGCUUAUUAGAAAAAGCUUGCUGCUAUGGAAGAAAACAUAUUGAAAAGUUUUUUUUUGUUUUGGGUUUUUUCAUUUUUUGCUUUUUUCAAUUUAAACUGAGUAGCAUUUUGUAGAAUAAAAUUAAUUAAGAUCGAA
Molecule: messenger RNA, 8348 nt
Organism: Monodelphis domestica (gray short-tailed opossum)
Lineage: Eukaryota; Metazoa; Chordata; Mammalia; Didelphimorphia; Didelphidae
Gene: FOSL2
Product: FOS like 2, AP-1 transcription factor subunit
Biological process (GO): regulation of transcription by RNA polymerase II
Cellular component (GO): nucleus
Molecular function (GO): RNA polymerase II cis-regulatory region sequence-specific DNA binding; DNA-binding transcription factor activity, RNA polymerase II-specific
Source: RefSeq, a predicted model, not a curated record